AUGUGGUGGAAAAAAGAUGGAGUUAUUGGCUUCGGAUCCUACGGCACGGUCACCUUGGGCGUUCCAGGCCACUCUUCUUCCGCCUGGUUCCCCUCGCCGUCAUGCGUGGCCGUCAAGAGCGCCGACAUAGAGCAUUCCGAUUCUCUCCGACGCGAGGAACAGUUUCUAUAUUCCCUGCGAGGAAGCCCCAACUUUGUUCACUGCUACGGCACGGACACCAGCCUGGAAGACGACGGCAAACUAGUGUACAAUCUCCUGCUCGAAUACGCCGCCGGCGGUUCCCUGAAAAGCCUGAUAAAAUCGCGCCGAGGAGAGAUGUCGGAAGGCGAGGUCGCGUUUUACGCUUAUCAACUUCUCGUGGGUCUUUCGGAUUUGCACGCCAUGGGGAUCGUCCACUGCGACUUAAAACCCCACAACGUUCUUGUUUUCCCCAUGCAACAAAACGGGCUUAAUCAUCUCAAGAUUGCAGAUUUCGGGCUGGCAAUUCAUGAUAAUAAUGGAAAAAAGGUAGAAGAGGAACUUAGCAAGAAAUACGGUUGUCGUGGCACGUUACAAUACGCCUCGCCGGAAUCUUUAUACGGCGUUCACAAGGCCCCUAGGGAUGUUUGGGCGUUGGGUUGCAUUACUGUGAAGAUGAUCACCGGAAAAUCAGUUUGGGGACAGUACUGCAACAGAGCGGAUUUGAUGGCCAAGAUUGAAACCCUAGAGCCCAAAAUUCCAGAAAAUGUCUCUGUAAUUUGCAAAGAUUUUCUCAACAAGUGUUUGAACAAAAACUCUGAGGGGAGAUGGAAUGCUACGAGGUUAAUGACACACCCAUUCUUCUUGAGGAACUUGGCUCCUGUCAUAUAUUGGACCAAAGUGGACUGUGAUUAUGAAUUGCGGGAAAACCCUUUUGGAUAUGAUGAUCAAUGGGUGAACAACAAGGAUCUGUUUUCAACUUUCAACAGAUAUUCCCAUUAUGAUUGCAUGGAUGAUGAGGAGGAGUAUAUAUGCUAA
Messenger RNA from Ipomoea triloba (trilobed morning glory), 996 nucleotides. RefSeq names its product mitogen-activated protein kinase kinase kinase 17-like. Gene Ontology annotation, biological process: protein phosphorylation. Bases 1 to 996 code for a protein of 331 amino acids. The transcript has a single exon. The record is from RefSeq and is a predicted model, not a curated record. Gene Ontology annotation, molecular function: protein kinase activity; ATP binding. Lineage: Eukaryota; Viridiplantae; Streptophyta; Magnoliopsida; Solanales; Convolvulaceae.